This is a messenger RNA of Galendromus occidentalis (western predatory mite), 1518 nucleotides long. RefSeq lists its product as uncharacterized. Lineage: Eukaryota; Metazoa; Arthropoda; Arachnida; Mesostigmata; Phytoseiidae. Bases 1 to 1518 code for a protein of 505 amino acids. The record is from RefSeq and is a predicted model, not a curated record. The transcript is spliced from 9 exons.
AUGUUAGAGAACGCCAUAUGGAAAUGUAUAAAAACAAAUGGUUCUAUAUCGAUCUACCAAGUUGCUAAACGAAUGUGGACGAAAUUGAAUAAAGUCAAUAGGCAACAGCUCGAAAAUCUCCCGCCGGGACUCUUGCAAGACCUUUUGGAAGCUUGCAUGGCCGUGACGCCGCCCGAUGAGAUGGUACGUUACAGCCAGAUUGCCUGCAUUUUGAAGACCACUCAAUUGGACAGAUUGAGCCUGUGGAACUUCCAUACGACUGCGAGGGACUUCUCCUGGAUGAUGAGGAAGACACGGGGGAGAUUGAAGGAACUGGAGGUGGAUCGAGUGUCGGUUCAUGGCCGAACUCCCGAAAUCGUCGCGAGAGCUUUGCAUUCCGUCGACAGACUUAUAGAAGCCAAUUGCGUUUCCUUGACACGGGUCACGCUCGGAGUCCAUCUCAACGACCUGCUCAUCCUUUCCGCUCUGCGACGAUUGGAGCAACUGACCCUCAAUUUCCGAUGCGCCUAUCAACUGAAUGAAAUAAUCGUCAAGAAUCGAAAUCGAGAUUAUAUAUGGCCUCGUCUGCGAAUUUUCCGCUAUGGGGACUUGUAUUCUGCGCCCACAUUGCGCUUUAUCUGCCAUCUGUUGGAGAAAUGCCCUCUGCUGAACUACUUGGCUUCCGAUGUUUCUGAGGCUUUGAUCCGUCUCCAUGAAACUGAGUUCCUAAAUGACGGGAUCUCGAAAAAGUAUAAAUGUUUGGAGAAGGUUUCUCUCGGCUGUCUCGUCUACGGGUCCGAACAAGGAGAAACGCGUUUCCGAGUUGCGUCAAUGAUCAGCGUUCAGAUAGCCAUCGAUGUAUUUCCGAACCUAAGUGAACUGGACAUCAUUUUGGACAACCACGACUGUAUAGCAAUUCUCAAUCAGUUCGUUCAUCUCGCGCGAUUGCGCAUCAAAUGGAUUGCGAGAUACGACUUGGGGGACUACAGUAGAAGUCUGCAGAUGAUCCUCUUCGAGAUCGGGUGCCAGCUCCACGAGCUAUGUCUCCACGGUUUCAAUGGGAUCGAUAUCCAAGAGAUUUCUUCACUCUGUCCGCACCUCGAUUCGCUAGGCAUCAUCGAGUGCGCAUCCCUGAACCAUUCGGGGUUCAAAUUCAACCCAUUCGAGAAACUCAAACGGUUCCGUUUCGUACCUCCGACCCACUACACGGCCGAACGUGCCGAUGGGGAUUUUCUCACGCUCAUCAAUGGUUCGGAGGAUCUCGAGCAGUUCAUCGUGGAGUUCCUCCGCACCGGUGAAGAUUUAAUGAAACUUGUGUGCGAAGUGCUGCUCGUGAAUUCGUUGAAGCGAGUCUUCAUGGCCGGUCUCCACUUCAGGUUUACACCCACUGAUGGGUUGCGGGAAGCUGUUGAGAAAUUGGUAUCAGCCUGCGAGCAGCUCCGAUUCCUCACCGUGGGACACGUCGGAAUCAUGGAUUUUUUGAGACUACGCUUUCCCCGCAUAAAAACUCAGUACGAAUUGCUCUAUGUCGGUCUGUGA